AGGAAGUAGAGCUAUCAGCUGAUCCCGCUGGCUGUUGUUGAUGUCUGAAGUUGCUGUUGUCGCUGCGUCUCUCUCUCGUCGGCCCUCGACAUUAACGGACUCGGUGACACGCUGAGAAACGUGAACGGCAGCGGCCAUUUACCGGGCGAAGGGACGCGUCACGUCGCUCGGAGGUCUGAACGUGCGUCCCCGGCGGGCAGCAGCGGAGCUAGCUCCUUAGCUGAAGGGAGAAAAACAGCAGCGGCAGCCCACGACGUCUCUUUGUUUCAAUCCCAAGCAGGAUAAUAACUUUCCCUCGCUUGACUCAAGUAUUUCUGUUUGCAUAUCCGUUACUUAUAUUUAUAGUUAUAUUUAAAAACCGGGACACCGUCAGGGGCAGCUAAUUGGUUUGCUAACGUUAGCUUGCAGUGCAGAUUAAAAACAUUUUUUGAUUUUUUUUUUUCCCCCCUUUCGUAACCGCCCGAGAUUCACAGUCUCUAAACAUUGCGGCUGUAUUGGAAAGGGAAUCAUCAUCAGAGCUGAUAUGUGUUUGUUUUUCACUGUUCCAUCUGUUGAACAAGUUGAACUGAUCUCUGCUCUGCAGCGUGUGUCAGGUUGUCUUUAUUGAUUUCUAGAGUUCAUAAACAAACUGUUGGUUCACUGACAGCUUCGUCUUGUGUGUUUUAGGUUUGCUGGCAGGUUGCGUCAUUUGUUUAUCCGCAAGCUGUCAGUCCGUGCUGGAUAUUUUUGCUGUUUUUAUGUUUUAAAUAGUUUUUCCAUAGGUAGAAGAAUAUCAAACACUUUUAUACCUCUUCUUUGGAGCUGAUUUUCAACCCAGGAAAAAUAUCAUGAGAUAAGGAAGGAGCCGCUUUGAUGCUCAUGAAUUUGGCAGCUUGAUAGUUAUGAUUUAAAAUAGGACGCUGAAGGUGCAUUGGGAAGUCGCUGUGAUCAGGGAGAGCCAGCAGAAACAGGCAGGGUCCCACAGAGUCUUGAGGUGAGGUGAGCUGCCCCCACACUACUUGCCAAUGCUGGAUCUGGAAGUGGUGCCUGAGAGAUCACUAGGAAAUGAGCAAUGGGAAUUCGCCUUAGGGAUGCCAUUUUCCCAGGCCAUCUCUAUCCUGCAGAAACACUGCCGUAUAAUCAAAAAUGUCCAGGUGCUAUACAGCGAGCAGACACCGCUCAGCCAUGACCUCAUAUUGAACCUGACUCAGGAUGGGAUUAAACUGCUGUUUGACGCCACAAAUCAGAGACUCAAGGUGAUUGAAGUGUACGACCUGAGCAAAGUCAAGUUGAAGUACUGUGGAGUCCAUUUCAACUCUCAGGCCAUCACCCCCACAAUAGAGCAAAUAGACCAGUCAUUUGGAGCGACUCAUCCUGGAGUUUAUAAUGCUGCAGAACAAUUGUUCCAUCUCAACUUUCGAGGACUUUCCUUCUCCUUUCAACUGGAUUCGUGGAAUGAAGCUCCAAAAUACGAGAUUCCACAUGGAGCCAUGGUCAAGAGGAUGCACAUCUACACUGGCAACAACCUCCAAGAAACAAAAGCUCCUGCGAUGCCGUUGGCUUGCUUCAUGGGCAACAUCUUUGCAGAGUGUGUCGACGUCCUGAGGGAUGGGGCGGGUCCUCUGGGGCUCAAGCUCCGCCUUCUCACAGCAGGUUCUGGACUCGGUGUGAUGGCUGAUGCAAAGGUCCGGUAUCUGGAGAGGAGCAUCUUCUUUGGAGACUCCUGUCAGGACGUUCUGGGCGCUUUGGGCUCGCCGCACAAAGUCUUCUACAAAUCUGAGGAUAAGAUGAAGAUCCACUCUCCGUCUCCUCACAAGCAGGUUCCCUCUAAAUGUAACGACUACUUCUUCAACUACUUCACCCUCGGAGUGGACAUCCUGUUUGACUCGACGACCCACCUGGUUAAGAAGUUCGUCCUCCAUACGAACUUCCCUGGGCAUUACAACUUUAAUAUAUACCAUCGAUGUGACUUUAAGAUCCCACUACUCAUCAAAAAAGAAGGAACAGACUCUCAGGCGGAGGAUUGCAUCUUAACCACCUACAGCAAGUGGGAUCAGAUUCAGGAGCUUCUGGGUCAUCCGAUGGAAAAACCCGUCGUCCUUCACAGGUCUUCAUCAGCCAACAACACAAACCCGUUCGGUUCCACUUUCUGCUUCGGACUACAGAGGAUGAUUUUUGAGGUGAUGCAGAACAAUCACAUAGCAUCAGUCACCCUCUAUGGAGCUCCCCGGACCACCAGUCAACCCCGACCCGAGUCCAGCGCGAGUUCCCACUGAACCAGAACCACGCCCCAUUCUGGCCGACCCAAACAACAGUUCUUUUGCUGACUGAAUUGGAACCGAAACCAGAUUUUUUUUUUUUUUUUUUUUUACCUAAACAGGCCUGGCAGAAUCACUACAACCUGGCUCAGGUGCUUCAGAGUGAAAAAGUCGACAUCAAAACCAGACCUGCUGCCACCUGUUUGGUACCAGCAUGCGGGGUUCUGUUGGUACCAAACUCGCCCCGUCCUGCAGGGACGCGGUCCUGCUGCGGGAGCAGCUCACAUGCUUCGAAAAGAAAGCUGUAAAAUCUGCAUCCUGUGAACCUCAGAGACCGUUCUGCUGCCUGUACAGUGACAGAAGCUUCAUGCCAUCGUGAUGCAUUCGGGUUCAUCGACGCUGCAGGAAAACAUAAAACUAAUAAAACUACAUCAGCCAACCACACUGCCAUCCCGGUCAGUCCUGCUCGUCUUCCUGCUUCAAGACCGCUCCGGAUCUGGGUCCAGUCCAACCCGUCCAGUCCUGCACCAUGAGCCCAAACACACUUCAAGCUAAGCGUCCAUUUCUGUUUUAAAUCACAAGACCCAGCCUGACCCGAUCCAAACAUCUCCAUCUUCACUCCCCAAACACUUCCUUGACCCACCUGAGUCCGUUUGCAGCCGUUUCAUCUCAUUGCUACAGACUUUACUUCCCAUCAUUUCAACCCGACUGUCACGCCUUUCUGAUGAACGGCGGCCGGUUCAGACGGUUAAAGGUCAACCCGCAUGACUCUGAACGAGAAGCGAUCUCCAGAAAGCACAACAGGAAGUGCUCUCGCUUCGUUCGGUUGAUUAAAGCUACAGCAUGUCCCUUUUAUUCAGAAUGUUCUUUUUUACGUAUUUGUUAAAAUUAUCAAUAGCUUGUGACAGCACAAUAUAAUGCAGAUAAUCUCUAAAAGAAACUUGAACUUCUCUUACUUCUGCCUAAGAUCUUUGUCACCUGAACACACAGCUCCAUGCGAAACAACCAAUCAGAGCCAGGAGGAGGGUCUUAGCGCUGUCAAUCAUCCUCACAUCCUCCGCUUGUUCUCUGCUAGCCUGCCAGAAAUGCUCAGGCUAGUUAGCAUAGCCACAGAUGAUGGCAGAUAAAUGGAUUUUCCUGAAUGGUAAGUUGUUAAAGCUUGUACAUGAUGUGUAUUGACAGCACUAAGAGCCUCCUCCACCUGAUUGGUUGUAUUUUUAGAUGACAGUAGUAGCAUUGGGAGCUGGAUCUUUUCACAGAUUAUCUAUCUCAUAUUAAACUGCUACAACAUGGCGACAAUUUGAAUUAUUACGUUAAAAAACAACAUAUUCUUGUAAAAGUUACGUACUGCAGCUUUAACAACCUUCCUGCAUGCUCUGUCUGGGUGUCCAAAGCACAUUUCUCCCUCACCAUGACAACCAUUUCCAUUGUGUAAUAAUCAUAAUAAUUUAUUGUGAUUCCUAUUUUUGUUUUUAACAUUUGCACUAAUAGACACAUUUUUACUUGAUCGUGCCCCAUCCUUUGAGAUGGAUAUGUAUUGAAGCGUAGGAGGGAUGUGUGUGUGAGUGUGUGUGUGUGUUGGUGCAGAUGAGCGGCGCCGCCAUCGCGUUCUGUACGACGUUUCGUCUUUCUUCAGUGCUUUCUUCCGUUCUGAUCCAGCUGCAGUUAUCUCUCUGUUUAGUUGCCAAAUGCUAAAGCCAAAGACCUUUUAGGAAGUCUUCAUUUCAUCGGUGUGUUUUCUUGUCUUGCAGAGUCAAAUAUUCCUAACUCCAUCUUAAUUUGAAGACGUGGUACAGCUUUUAAUCCGUGUUUCAGUAAUGAUCCAACAUGACCAGCCGACUCAGCUCAUCCGUUCUGGAUAAGUCGCAUCGUGUUUACCGUCAGCUCGUACCGUGGUCGACGUCCUCAGUGAACUGUGACGUAGAGAACAGCCGUCAUUUCUGUGGUUGUCAAACCGACUUGUUUUGGAAAUGCAUCAGUCAUUUCUUUCUCCCAGCAUGUAAAUUGACCUUGUUUUUAAUUACAAACUAAUUAAUAAACUGUGCAUUCAUUUUAAUAGACAAAUUCUCUCAUUGUUCCUUGAUGCAAGUGUAUUUUCGUUUUCCCGCCUUUUCAAAAUAUUCGCUUUAAGUACUGUGCCUUUAACAGAAAAAUCCGCUACCCUUGGAUUUUUCCACAUUUUGUCAAGAUACAACCACAAACUUUACUGUUCCUCUACACAAACUGCUGUUCUUUCUUUAAACGACUUCUGUGAAUAUAAGUCUUAAAAUCUUGCCACAAAUCUAUUAGAUUUAAACCUGAACUUUGACUGGACCAUUCUAACACGUGAAUUUGCUUUGAUCCAAAGCAAAUGUCUCAAAAACAGCUGCGUUUCGUUACAAAUGUGUGCAAAACUUUGAUAGUCCGCUAAUGGAAAACUCUACUCCGUUGUUUCCAUUAAAUAAGAAACGCAAUGAAAAUCACACGUGAUGAAGUUUGUACAGGCUACGAGUAAUUAAAAAAAGCCUCAUCAUCCUCCUACCACUUCCUGUCUUCCUCUUCGUCUUUUCCGUCUGUAGUAACAUCCGGCCGUUGGUCAGACGACUCGUUUGCCAAUUUUAUGAAAAAAAAAAUCAUUUUGAUACAGACAAAAAAAAACACCUCAUCAUAUCACAAAAACUUUGCAGUUGAUGCUUUUCCAUUAAGCAAAUUUAUUUUCAUAAAUCUAUCAUAAAUGUCAUUCUGCACAUCUGAAUCAAAAAGCUAAAUUAGCUUCACAGCAUCCAAUCAGAUUCUACAAAUUAGCUAAUCAUUUGAUCCAAGUGCGUUGAAGGUCAAUCUGAAAUGUGCUGGAUUUUGACUCAAACUGUAGAUUAUAGAUUAUAUUACAUCAUUUUUAGUUGGUGUUUAGUCAACUUCUUACUAAAUAAGUAUUUUAUUGCUCUUGAUUAUAUUUAAGGAUCUCACUGUAAAGGGAGAAUAUUUCAACUACAUUUUAUUUGGAAAAAUGUUGAUAAUCAUGCAUCUUUUUUUUUACUUAUUUUAUCACAUCAUAUUCAGCGAAAUAAAAUGAUAGAAGUUUGAUUUUUGUACUGAGACAAAAUGUGGAACAGAUCAAAUGGUAUUUGUUAGACUGUGGAGCCAUCACACAAACAAAAUUUUUAUUUGUGAUUUUUUUCCUUUGAAGGAUCCCAAACUAGCUUGUUUUUUUGUUUCACACUUCUAUAAUCUGAAAGCCAUUAAAUAAAAUGCAUGCUUUUCUUUUCAGGCAGCAGUGAAUUUUCAAGUAGGCUGUUUAAAGUAGCAAGAACAUUUUUUCAGUGCACAGAAACUCAUUUUAGUGUUUAGAUUUCUAACCAAUGCUUUUUAGUGUUUCUCAAAAGAAAAGCUGUUGUGAAGUCAAUGCCCAGCUGUAUAAACGCUGUAAAUAGCUGUUCCUGGCAUCCUUUGUUACGACUUGGUUUCUUCUUUUCUGUAUUGUGAAGAAAGUUAAUCAGAAAAUAGUUUCUGCUCUCGGCUGGUUCAGUCAGCCGGGCAGCGUCGGUGUUUCUAGUGGGCUGCCGGCAAACGGAUGUCUCUGUGAAGCACAUAAACUCUUCAUUUUCACAUCAUUCUCUGCUGGACAAAGUUUGAUAUUUGUCUGAUUUCACUGCGUGGCGCAGCCCCCAUCUGGAUGACGGGGUGAGCCUGGAUGUUCAGGUUCUCACUUUCUUCAGCUUUGACAAACCUUUUGGGUUUUGAACAUAUCUCUUUGGGGUUCUGUUAGGUUUCCCAAUAUUUAAAGUUGAUCUGAUCUCCGUUUUGGUAUGUUUUCUGGUGAAAACUGUCUUACAUGUCGUGGUCAAAUAUUUUCCCAAAACUCGCUUCGGUGGAAGAAAAUGUGUUUAAAAACAAAGUCUGAAACAUUGUGCCUCAUCUCCCUCUGAGCCUGUUUUUAUCUUUUUUUUUUCCUCUGUAAAAAUGAUUUUCUGUGGGACAUACAGUGUGAGAAUGCAUUUUAAUUGCAUUGGGAAAUGUGUGAGUGUAAGAUAUGCAUUUAUUUCUUUG
This is a messenger RNA of Poeciliopsis prolifica (blackstripe livebearer), 6263 nucleotides long. It is a transcript of the gene phaf1, whose product is annotated as phagosome assembly factor 1. Gene Ontology annotation, cellular component: synaptic vesicle membrane; dendrite; trans-Golgi network. Bases 1005 to 2255 code for a protein of 416 amino acids. NCBI's taxonomy places the organism in Eukaryota, Metazoa, Chordata, Actinopteri, Cyprinodontiformes, Poeciliidae. The record is from RefSeq and is a predicted model, not a curated record. The transcript is spliced from 16 exons. Gene Ontology annotation, biological process: Golgi to plasma membrane protein transport.